ACAUGUCUCCGCAGUCUGCAGUUUGACACCUCCGCUUCACCAGAAGGACGCACACACAGCGGCUGGUAAACACUUUAGCACCCGCUGGAGAACCGAGGACAUGGCGACCGGUGACAACACGGCAACCUUUGAGUCCUGGCUCAACCAGGCCACAGACCCCAACAAUGAGCAGGACAGAUGGGACUGCAUCCAGAGCUUCUACCAGCUUGUAGACCAGGAGACGGACGGACCACAGGUAGCCAUUCGCCUUCUUGCCCAUAAAAUCCAGUCGCCACAGGAGAAAGAGGCCCUGCAGGCGCUCACUGUUCUCGAAGCGUGUAUGAACAACUGCGGAAAAAGGUUUCACAGCGAGGCCGCCAAGUUUCGCUUUCUCAAUGAGCUCAUCAAACUCCUGACACCAAAGUACUUCGGAGCGUGGACUCCUCAGAACGUGAAGGACCGAGUGACGGAGAUCCUGUACGGCUGGACUCAGUGGCUCAAAGACGAACCCAAGAUCCUGGAGGCUUACAGCAUGCUCAAGAAACAAGGUAUUGUGAAGAAAGACCCUAAACUUCCAGACACAGUUAUAAUGGCUCCUCCAACACAGAGGAAUAAAGAGUCCAUUUUUGACCAGGAGGACAAAGCCACGCUGUUAGCCAGACUAUUGAAAAGCGCUCGUCCUGAAGACCUGGAGACCGCCAACAGACUCAUUAAGAGCACCAUCCAGGAGGAGCAGGAGAAAGCAGAGAAAGUUUCAAAGCGAGAGUCCACUCUGCAGGACGUAGAGAGCCUCACCAAGCAGCUCAGAGAGCUCCUGCAGCAAAACAGCAUCACCGGAGCCUCGCUACAGCCGAGCAACGACAUGAAGGCCCUGUAUGAUAGCUGUGACCGGCUGAGGCCCAGCUUGUUCCGUCUGGCCAGCGAAACAAUGGAAGACGACGCAGCUAUGGUGCAGAUCCUGGCGGCUAACGACGAGCUAACGCUUGUAGUCAACGAUUACAAAAACAAAGUGGGAAAGAGAGAGUGUAACGGGGGAAGAGAGAGAAGCAGAAGUGAGGACGAAAUGGGGAGGAAAAGUAAAGCUCCAAAGAGUCCCAGAGAGAUUAAGAGCUACCACCUCAUCGACCUGUCAGCUCUGGACUCUCCGCAGACCCACAGAAAAGCUGAUUCACCACCUGCCUUUGAAUCCUCUUCUCCCGUGUUUUCCUCUGUCCUGGAAAGUAGCUUCCACUCAGACGCUGAGCAGGACCUCCAUGAACCAGAGUUAAAAAAUAAACACAUCUCAAAACAAGAGUAUUCCCGGUCGUACUCUGAAGAUCUGCUGCAGCUAAACGGAGAGUUUCAGAUGAAUAACACUGAGCAGAACGGAGGCCCAGGCAUCGUGUUGAGAUCCCGUGGAUGUGGAGGCAGCAGUGCUACAUCGAAUGGGACUAACAUCUGCUCACUCUUUCACAGUCAACAGUUCACAGAGUCAGGAUCACCGGCCGAGACGCAGAAACAACUCAGUGAAAGGUCGGGAUCUCCAGAAAAUAAGGAGGGCUUGUUUUCACCAGAACUACUGAAAAGCAUCUUUGUUCCCAUGCACACCAUCAAACCCAGUAAUCUUGAGCCGAUCACUGUAUAUGAUCACGGCGGCGUUCGCUUCUCUCUACAUUUUGCUAAAGACUCUCCGCCGGGUUAUCCUGGUGUCGCUGUGGUCGUCACGUCCACCGUGAACACAUCUGCCCUUAAAGUUAAAGACGUCCUGUUUCAAGCUGCUGUUCCAAAGACCAUGUUAGUGAAACUUCAGCCGGCCUCGGGGACUCACCUUCCUCCUUACAACCCUCUCCUGCCUCCUCCUGCCAUCUCUCAGGUCCUCCUGCUGGCCAAUCCUCAGAAACGAAAGGUGCGUCUACGCUACAAGCUGACCCUGACACACGGAGACCAACAUCUGAACGAGACCGGGGAGAUCAGCAACUUUCCUGACUGGAACUCGUUGAUCAGCCACUGAAAAUACUUUGAACAAAAAUGUGGGAGAUUUGUGACACCAUCUACUGAACUCACCAAAGAAACAAACAAAUAUAUCUGUAUUUUCAGGAAUAUAAGAUGGUGUUUUCUGAUACAAUCAUGACGAAUUCAUCUUGGAAGGAUAGAAAUGAUUCUGAAAAGGAGACUAACUCUUUUUGACAGAUACAAACGUUAAAGGUUCAGGUGAUUACCUUCAGUAUUUUGCUAUUUCUGCCUCCUGCAUUAAAGUGCAGUUUGAUAUUAAAGUGUGUUUACUGUGCCAAUACUACUGACAUGCAGCUGGUUAAAUAAUGUUCAAUGCCUUCUCUCCAAGUGCCUGAAGAUGGAAGUUGUGUUUUUAAGAUGUAUUUAUUAAGAGGUCGUCUUAAGGAAUAAAUGAGUGAGAAGAUGUUUUAUAUUUGCGGGAAUUUUCCGUGCCUUUUCUUUUGCUUCAGGUUGUUCAGUUGUUAAAUAACCUCAUGGUACCAUUGCACUGACACCACGUUGUAUUCAAGUUGUGUGUUGAGCCCAGAGGAACACAGUCAUUGAAUCUGAUUCAUCCAGCUGUCAGAAGUUAAAAACUGUCUGAAUUCAAAGGUCACUUAUUACGCAAAAUCCACUUUCACAUGUCUUUCAUACAUAGACUCUGUAUUAAGAGAUUUGCAAAGUUUCAGGAAAAAAGAUCCUCUCUCUUUUUGUCCUGAUGGACUUAUAUAAAAACCUGUCUGAAAAUGA
Eleginops maclovinus (Patagonian blennie) is the source of this 2700-nucleotide messenger RNA. Its product is annotated as ADP-ribosylation factor-binding protein GGA3-like. The record is from RefSeq and is a predicted model, not a curated record. Bases 101 to 1969 code for a protein of 622 amino acids. The transcript has 16 exons. Gene Ontology annotation, biological process: intracellular protein transport; protein localization to cell surface; Golgi to plasma membrane transport. NCBI's taxonomy places the organism in Eukaryota, Metazoa, Chordata, Actinopteri, Perciformes, Eleginopidae. Gene Ontology annotation, molecular function: small GTPase binding; phosphatidylinositol binding; ubiquitin binding. Gene Ontology annotation, cellular component: trans-Golgi network.